Messenger RNA from Carassius carassius (crucian carp), 1773 nucleotides. Its product is annotated as cytoplasmic phosphatidylinositol transfer protein 1-like. Lineage: Eukaryota; Metazoa; Chordata; Actinopteri; Cypriniformes; Cyprinidae. The coding region runs from base 420 to 1334 and encodes 304 amino acids. The transcript is spliced from 10 exons. Gene Ontology annotation, cellular component: cytoplasm. Gene Ontology annotation, molecular function: phosphatidylinositol binding; phosphatidylinositol transfer activity. The record is from RefSeq and is a predicted model, not a curated record. Gene Ontology annotation, biological process: phospholipid transport.
UACACAUGAAAACUGCAGUCUGUUUUCUUCUUUCACACUCACAGAAAGAAAGAAGUAGAGAGAGGAAGCUUCAGUUUUGCUCUUACCUCGGUAAUAUCACAUUAAACCAUAAAUUAAAAACAGAACGGAAGAACUGAAUGCUAAGGAAACUAGUGCAUUCAUGAUAAAAGAGCCAGGAAAGAAGGAAAGACAGAGAGAGUAUGAGAACAAUCAAAUAAACACGGCGGCUACAUUGGCAGAGUUUACAGGACCAGCUCUGACAUCAGUGAAGUGAGAGAGGAAGAAGGGUGCAACUUUGCUUUACGGAAACCGCUUGACAGUUUCAUGCUGACAGUCUGAAAAUAGGAAACAGUCGCUUAAGACAAACAAAAAGGGAAAGAGAGAUAAAAGGAUAAAACAAAGCCCAUUUAAGCCAAACCAUGUUGAUGAAAGAAUACCGGAUAUGCAUGCCGCUCACUGUCGAUGAGUACAAGAUCGGCCAGUUAUACAUGAUCAGCAAGCACAGCAGUGAGCAGAGCGGAGGGGGCGAAGGGGUGGAGGUCGUCCGUAAUGAGCCCUGCACAGACCCCAAACACGGAGCCGGACAGAUCACAGAGAAACGCAUCUACCUCAACAGCAAACUGCCAACCUGGAUAAGAAAGUUUGUCCCCAUGCUUUUUUAUAUCACAGAAACUGCCUGGAACUUCUACCCUUACACUGUAACAGAGUACACGUGUUCCUUCCUGCCGAGGUUCCAUGUCAAGAUAGAGACACACUUUGAGAAUGACAACGGCUGCGAUGAAAAUGUGUUUGGUGAUGACCCCACUCUAAAGGACAAUGUCUGCUUUUUGGAUAUUUUGAGUGAUCCAAUCCCUGACAAGCAUUAUAAGAAGUCAGAGGAUCUGAGCAACUGGGUGUCACAGAAAACAGGCCGGGGACCCCUUGUGGAUGGCUGGAGGAACACCACUAAACCCAUCAUGUGCUCUUACAAGAGAGUCACCUGUAGCUUUGAGGUCUAUGGCUUUCAGGGGCGAACAGAGGACUUCAUUCACAGGAACAUUCGUGACAUUCUGUUGGUGGGACACAGACAGGCGGUGGCAUGGAUUGACGAGUGGCAUGGAAUGACACUCGAGCAGGUGAGAGAGUAUGAGAGAAAACAGCAGGAGGAAACCAACAGCAAACUCAAGAGUGACAUAACCUGCACAGACUCUGCUCCUCCAGUGCGACCCAGCCUUACUCGCUCCAUCUCUGUUACGGAUGAAUCGUCACUGAAAAAGAUGGGGAUAAAGACUAUAGACAUGCCAAGCCCUUCCUCCCUCAAAAAUCCCAUGAGAUUAAACUCUACACCAGAAUAACACCACAUCGUCCCCUGCCAGUACCUACAUUUAACAAAAUUCUGGACUUGGACAUUCUCUUCUAACCAAAACUAGAAACUCAUUCCACAUUGUCACUCUCAGCCCUCCGUUCCAUCUGGACUUGCAUGCUUGUGUUCCAUGCAGAGGCUGGCAUCUAACAAAAACAUCUUACUGAAGAAUUGUAGAUAUUAUGUAAAAAGACUCUACCUUCUCAUGAAGUGAAAACAUAGUGCCUUAAUUCAUGUUUCACACAGACCUCACCAAAAUCAUUGCAUUGAACAAAUGAUCUAUUCCACUGCGUAUGAAUAUGAAGGGGACUACAGAAUGGAGAUGAAAAGCCUCUAUUGACAUAAUCAGUAGACUGUUUCAGUGAAUCCUGAUCAUAUGGAUUAUGGCAAUCAUAAGUGACUAGCUGAUUCUCUAGUGGGUUAUGGGUUAU